AUGUGGGAUCAUUCAUCAGCCAAGCGAACCGUCAUGAAGCCAUCGGUCAUCCUCAAGAUCGGACCCUACGUUCAUUCACCACGUAUCAUUCAUUCACUACGCACAAAAACCUAUUCCGAGCUUGUUCGGUCGAUAGUUACCGGCGAGCGUCUGAACGAGUCGAAUGCAAUCUCGGGAAUCGAUCAUCGUUUUUUCAAAGCUCCCGCCGAAACCCCGUUUCAAAACGGUUGUUUAGUCGAAUUCCUGAACGGAGUGUUGCAAAGGAAAAUGUCAGUUAAAAAUUCGAAUGAUUCGCUGACGAAGCCCUUACCCGAGGAACACCGACGGACUGAGGCGAGGAAUCAGCCGAGUGAACAACGGCAAUGA
This is a messenger RNA of Soboliphyme baturini, 366 nucleotides long. The record is from the annotation of a GenBank genome assembly. Lineage: Eukaryota; Metazoa; Nematoda; Enoplea; Dioctophymatida; Soboliphymatidae.